AUGGCCGAUCCGAAAGAUUCAGAGCCGGAACCCGAAUAUCCUACUUGUACUAAUACCACUAGCAUUACUACCCUUCCGCCAACAACGAGCGAUAUCUUCCGAAUACCCGAGAUCCUCGCACAUAUCCUUUCUCACGUCCCAGCAGUACAGCUUAUUACGGGCGCACGGUUGGUGUGUAGAGCGUGGAAAGACGAGAUUGAGACGGAUCCUAUUCUUCGUUGGAGAUGUUGGGUUCCUAGCCGACCCAAGAACGUUCCAAGUACUCCUACACCGGCCGAGAGUACGAAGUCCGAGAAUAGUGGUGGUGGUGGCGGCGGUGGCGUUAACUCCGAUGUCCUAAAGUCGGACGAAGUUGUUAACUCCGAGGAACCAGAGCAACUCCAACACCAACAACCACAACAACAACAACAACAACAACAGCAGCAGCAGCAGCAACAGCAACAAGCACCUACAGCACCGAAACGUUUAAGAGUCCUUGACGGAAUUUCAUUACCACCACCGAGUAUCAGAUCACAAUACACAAACGCAGCAUGUAAAUGCCACAGUUCACCUUCAUCACCAACAUGUACGACACACACCUACACCGAUCUCUUCGAAGUUCAUCCAGUAGCAAUCCACUUCCUCCAACUCUUCUGGCGUAGAUUCAUGCGUCUACCCCUCUCCAAAGCCCAAGCCAUCACUGCAGCCGAUUCACGAGAUGCGUUAAUGGACGAACUAGUCGCCCUCAUAAAACCAAAACUCAAAGAAUUCGAAACCGCAGUAUUAGUCGAACCGCCAUCGGGAAUCCGGUUGAAUACUUCCAACAGACUCAUUCGUCCCGAAAACCUCUCUUCGGUUGUUAGUUUAUAUUGUGGGGUUCAAUACGAAAGUUUAAUUGAGACUAAACUGUACGAUAAUGGAACUACUACGGCGCCGUUUUGUCAGAGCUCCAGAACGAGCAGGAGGAGAAUGCUCUCGGUUAAGGACCUAGUGUAUAAUGUCAUGCACCGCUCGUUAUUUGGCGACAUAGAUCUCAAUGAGGUUAGAAAGAGGAGGGAACCGACAACAAAUAAAAAUUCCUAUUUCCCAGAACAUUACAGCGUUAUAAUGCAAAUAGAGGGCAAAGAAGAUAAGGGAUCAAACGCGUACGGCGGUAUGCAAGACACAGAAGUUGAAAUCACAUUGGCGCUCUAUGAACCCUAUGACAUUAUCGACGUCGAGACGAGAAAGAUAUCGGAGAGCACGGCGGCCGUGAAAGCGAGGUCCAUACCCCGAUAUUCCUCCAGUUUGGAGCCAAGGUCUUGGAAUAAGCCAUUUGUCCCUCGAAAAACGCCAUGGAGGGUCUGGGCGAGAGAUAAACGACCAAAGAAAAGCGAGCAGCUUCCGGACUAUUCUACUGUCUACGAUUAUUAUCAAGAGAACAGGGCGCAGAAUGUACUGUUGCCACUUGGGGUGGGGACCUGA
Molecule: messenger RNA, 1443 nt
Organism: Orbilia oligospora ATCC 24927
Lineage: Eukaryota; Fungi; Ascomycota; Orbiliomycetes; Orbiliales; Orbiliaceae
Exons: 1
Coding region: 1-1443 (480 amino acids)
Molecular function (GO): protein binding
Source: RefSeq, a predicted model, not a curated record